Chenopodium quinoa (quinoa) is the source of this 642-nucleotide messenger RNA. RefSeq lists its product as uncharacterized. NCBI's taxonomy places the organism in Eukaryota, Viridiplantae, Streptophyta, Magnoliopsida, Caryophyllales, Amaranthaceae. Bases 1 to 642 code for a protein of 213 amino acids. The record is from RefSeq and is a predicted model, not a curated record. The transcript has a single exon.
AUGGCUAAUUUGUGCACACUUGUAAGGAAUGAUUUGAACUUGGAGGAAUUCGCAUAUUUGGAUAAAGUUCCAGCCUUCAUGCUUCCAUUUCUACGAGGGUGGAGUGAUCCUCUUGGUGAUGGUAACUGUGGAUUUCGAUGUGUUGCAGAUUUCUUCAUAGGUGACCAGCAUGAAUGGAUAUUAGCUCGACGAUCGAUUGCAAAUGAGGUUGGUCAUCAUCGAGACAUGUAUUCUCGAGUGUACAGAGUUGAACAAUUAGAUGUUGCAAUCAACCGUAUCACAUGGACUGGAGGGAGAUUCGGCACAAAUCAUUGGAUGGUUGCUUUUGAUGACUUGUUUUCGAUUGCUAACUUUUAUAAUGCCGCUGUUAUGUGUUUUGGUGUUGGUAUAGAUGGUCGUGGUGUGUUCCCAUGCAUCACUGUGCUACCUUGGACUGCUCCGUCAAUAGCAACCGGUCCGUAUAGGGAGUUUUGCAUACUGUCUUUAGGGUGGAAUUUUGUGCGAUUGGAGUUUGAAGAUAAUUUUCCAGUUCCUCCUAUUGCUACUACUUGGUUUGAUAUACGUGACGAUACCGUUACAGGUUGGGAGGAUCGAUAUCAACAUAGGCGCGCUACUUGGAACACUCUAGCUAAUAGUCAAUGA